This is a messenger RNA of Betta splendens (Siamese fighting fish), 4631 nucleotides long. It is a transcript of the gene golga7bb, whose product is annotated as golgin A7 family, member Bb. Bases 1319 to 1954 code for a protein of 211 amino acids. Gene Ontology annotation, cellular component: palmitoyltransferase complex. The transcript has 5 exons. Gene Ontology annotation, biological process: protein targeting to membrane; peptidyl-L-cysteine S-palmitoylation. Lineage: Eukaryota; Metazoa; Chordata; Actinopteri; Anabantiformes; Osphronemidae. The record is from RefSeq and is a predicted model, not a curated record.
CUCAGGUGUGUGUGUGUUUAUCCCCCUCCUAAGAAGUGCAGUCCGGACACGCGCAGGCUCGGGAGCCCGAACGUCGUGCUCGUCUCCCCGUCCCUCAGCUUCGGAUGCGACUGUUGCAUUCAUUCGGUCUGAUCGGGUUCAUCGGGACGUCAAAGUCCGGUCGAAAAACGAAACGUGCGCGCAAAAACCCAAAGACGUUUUUUUUUUUGCCCCCAACGCAGCCAAAUUUCACUUUCUUUCAUCACUAUUCUCGUGAUCUCGUCAUCGUCAGACGGGGAACAAGCGUGGAGCCACACAAGCAGAUGCCGUUCUGAUGAGAGCGUGUAGUGGAUCUGAGAGUUGAGACUGAUGAGGGAGCUAAUGAUGGAGUCAGGACCAUGGACAGGGGCAGAUCCUCGCUGUCUCUCCCUGUCAUACUUUGAAAUAAGCCUGACAGGCGUUAUGUCUUGCAUUUUAAAUAAGCCACACACUGAAGCCACUCCUAUAAUAAUAAUAAUAAUUAAUAAUAAUAAUGCCUUCAGGUUAUGUGCUCUAUACAGCAGUAAAAUGACACCGUGUUGCUUGAUGCCUGGCACCUCAGCCAUGUCCUUGAUGAUGUCACCGUCACACUAAAGACACAGCUGCCUUAGUUAUCAUCAUAAUCAUCUUAUUACAGCAGGACACCGCUCCUACUUUGGUGAACUUCAGCCCGCUCAUUGUAGACUUUGUGGUGAGCUAGUGAAGCUGCGGUUGUAGUUGCGUCUAAACAUGAGGUUUCUUUCACGCGAGCAGAUUUUGGCAGAGCGGCCCUGAUUCCUUCCCUCCGACUGCACGUUCACGUGGCGAACCAGGGCGCGUUUCAAGUCCAGGGCGCGUCAAUUGUCCCGGCCCGUUUACACGUGAAGCGGCUGCUGCAGUUUGUAGCCGUCAGCGAGUCUGUCGGGUAGCAGCACUGCUUCCUCCCCGGGACCAUGUUAACACAGGCUCCUGCUGCGGUCUGUUUGUGCUGCAUUCCAUCAGCUUCUGCCAGCGCCCCCUCUCCCCGCUCCCUGCUCCAGUCUUUCAUUGUUGAGAAGCACAUCUCGGAGGCUGGCGCACACGGAGCGGCUGGAGAAACGCUCUCCCUCCUCCUCCUCCUCCUCCUCCAGCUCCGCUCCCUCACUCGCUGAUCUUCCACCUAGAUGUCGUGGAAAUUUCACUGCUUUGUCAGCGCCGUCCACAUUUCCGUGAUUCGGAGACCGCCGGACUCAUCCGGCUUGGCAAUGAACGGGAAGAAUUCUUCCCCUAAUGGCAGAAAAGCAGUUUUAUUAUGAAGGGAUGAAAAGGGAGCGCUGACAGUAUGAAAAUGGCUUCAAGAGCUACAGUAGGAGACCGAAAAGGAGACGUUGGUUUCCACAACCUCCAGGAGCUGAGGCACAGCGCAUCGCUGGUAACCAAGGCCUUCAUACAGAGAGACUACAGCGAGGGCACCGUGUGCCGCUUCCAGGCCAAGUUCCCCUCAGAGCUCGACAACCGGAUCGAACGGACCCUGCUGGAGGAGACGGUGAAGACCCUGAACGGCUACUACGCCGAGGCCGAAAAGGUCGGCGGCCGCUCGUACCUGGAAGGAUGUCUGGCCUGCGCCACGGCCUACACCGUCUUCUUCUGCAUGGAGACGCGCUACGAGAAGGUGCUGAGGAAAAUCUCAGGCUUCAUCCAGGAGCAGAAUGAGAAGAUCUUCGCUCCCAGAGGCCUGCUGCUCACAGACCCCAUAGAACGAGGCAUGAGGGUCGUAUCCUUCGCUCCUCUACCCCUGAGCACGGGGCAGAAAGCUGGAGAUCAGCAUCUUCGAGGACCGCGCCUCCGGCAGCUCCAGCCCCAGCAGCAGCACGUCGUCGGCGGGCGGCGCCCGGUGACUGGAGGGGCAGCGCCAGGCGUACGGGUACCACCACAGGGGCAGCGGCACGCUCACCAGCAUCCGCAUGCUGAAACAUGAGAGCACCAGGUUCUAAGCGGCAGAAGGAGGUGAUCCACGGCACCGGCGCCGCUGCGGGAGCGCGCGGCGGCUCCCGCGCUCCAGCCUCGCCUUCCAGAGCCAAAUAAUGGCGGCUUAUUUUGUAUCAUUUUUACAUUCUCCCAUUUUCUCCCAUUCCGUCGCAUCUGUUUCCAUCUCACGCCACUUCUCUGCAGGCUUAGUCUUAAUUAGACCACGUGCUCGGGCGCUUCCAUGGGGGUCUGUCGAUCACUCGUUAGACGUUCGUUAUUAUGUCGGCUUACGGUCUCUGCAGCCGUUCUGAAUGUGGAAGUAGAGAAUCCAGCAGCCUCCUGGGAGGCCCGGUGCUCCUCUUUCCCACCGGCUGCUCGCAUUCAUGUCAGGUGGUUGGGGUCGAGGUGCUUUGAAAAGCAAAUUGGGCCUGCGCUGGGACCGGUUCUUCUUACGCUCGCUUCCCGUGCAUUUGGCUUCGGUACCGAACUGCUAACACAGAGCACCUUGGAUUGUUUAUCCUUGUGAUUCACAUAAGUGGAUACUGGUGAUCCGCAUCCCAGCUGUAGGCCACGCUCCUACAGUACAGGCACACAGGCCCGUGUGGUCCAUAGUGGUAAAGCACACGUGCAUCACACCUGCAGCAGAACAGCCCAUAAUCUGGCAGACGUGGUGCUGGCGUUGACGUUCUCUGGUCCCGGGCCCGGCUGCAGCGGGUUCAUCAGCGAGGAUCGCUGCCAUAAAUUAGAACCAAGCACAGCAUGACACGUUUUAUUAAUGUGUCAGAGAAUCAACCCACACAGAGCUCAUUACCUGAGCCUUUAUCAUUCUGUCUCUGCGUCUCCAUGCGCUCAUCAACGUGCAGGCAGAGAUGCCAGAGUCAGUUUAUGUCCAUUUGUCAGUUGUUUCUUGCUCUAGGGUCAAAAUAAAAAGUGAAGCUGGUCUUUUUAGGCUGUUAGUAGCUUUUUUUCCAAACCUUACUGUCGCUUCUCCGUUGCAGUAUCUUGAGUAGAUUCACCCCGAGAAGCAUAAAACUGUUUUUGAGAAGCCUGGUCCAUCGUGUGUGUGUGUGUGUGUGUGUGUGUGUGUGUGUGUGUGUGUGUGUGUGUGUGUGUGUGUGUGUGUGUGUGUGUGUGUGUGUGUGUGUGUGUGUGUGUGUGUGUGUGUGGAGGCUGAGGAGACAAAGAUGAUCAUUAUGUAGCAGUGUUGAUGCCGGUAGACAGCACACCCACAUAACAUCUAACAAAAGACAAGACUUACUGCAAAAACCUGCAACUCUGAUUCACCGUCACGCAUAUUUUAUUUCUGUUGCCACAGUUUCUUUUUGUUUUACCUUUUUUAUUUUAUUUUAACCAACCUCACUCCAUGUUUUCUCCUGCAAGUCUUUCCUUUCGUUUAUCCUCUAAACCCGUGCGCUCCUCUUACCAGUGCGGUGUCCGGUUGAAGUUAAACCCAAACAUCUUGGACCGAUGAGAUGAACACAUACAGGACGUCUCACAGAAGCAGAGCUGGGUCCAGUUGUGCUCGUGUUCACCCUCCUGUGCUUUUUGAUGCCUUCAUGUUUCACCCCAGUGGAGUGGAUACCCAGCCUGGAGCUGACGUACUGUACCGACCAAUGUAAAACUGCCGAUGAGCAAACAGAAGUCCAUAGUCUGAAAACACGAUGGACGUCUAUGAAGAGAACUUACUGUACAUUCUUAACAGUGUUGAUCCACACUGGCUACGUGACUGUACUGUAAAUGCCAUGUUGCUGUUCAAUCCUUACCCAUCGCUGCCAUUCGCAGCUGUAGAAGCUGGUUUUCUGUGCAGCCAUGUAGUAACUUGUGUCAAAUGAAAAGAGCGCUUUGUUUUGUUCUCACGGUGUUUGCAAUGUACGUGUGUUUAUAAUAUGAUCGACAAUGACGAUGUCAGUUACGGUUGUGGAAUUGAACGCGAUGCUUCUCAGGGGACGUUCAGUCGGUUUCAACUCUUGUAAAAUAUUUUCAUCAUGUCCCAAAUGCAACGGCUGAACCUGUAAAUCACCCUUUUGCUAAAUAUAUAUAUAUAUAUAUAUUCUAGUAGAGUAGGAACUGUAAAAUGAAGCCCGGUUGUGCCAUUUUAUGAGGCAUUACUCGUGCAUUGAUGUGUAUGUGGUUUACAUGGAGCCAAUGACUAUCCUGGCUGUCAGGAUAACCUGUGCUCCACAACAUGUGUGUGGACGAGAAGCAGACCCUGACGAUGUACAGUCCAUUUCUUCUGUGUUUAUCCUCUACCGUGUUGUUCAGACGCUCCACGUACCGUGCGCUGCUCUGUUUGAAGCGACAGUUUAUUCAUAGUGCAAUAUGACGUCUUCCUAAGGAUAUAAAAGAGGAUGAGGAGCCUUUGUACCAGCCUCCCUGAGUUCUGAGCCGCUCUGCUUCGGGGACGGGAAAACUGCGUUUAUGUUUAAUGCUGCAUGAUCUGUGUGUAAACAAAGCGAGUACCAGAUGACAAGAAGUCAAAAUCCCCGAUCAACCGGGCUCCUGGGAGCCGCGCUGCCGAGAUGAGAGGCGAAUUCAUAUCUUAUCUUGAUUCUAUUUAGGUGUUUACAUGGGAUUAUUUAUAUAGAAAUGUAAUGAAUUCAUGUAUUGUCUUUUCUCAACACUGAUUAUUAUUCAAAGCCAGAGGAGACGUGUUUCCAGGAGUUAAAUAAAGUGUGGUACUAAGUUGA